AUGAUUGAGGAACUCAAGUCUUCAGCAGAUAGCCAAGUCAGUAGCGACAAGCAUGAGAAGUCUGUUGAUCAGCAUGUUGCUGUGAACGGUGUGCUGUCCCCCGAGGGAGAGCAGGAGAUCAGAGACAAAGCGUUUGGCCUUCUGAAAGACCAUAUCGAUGAAACUCUGGAUCCGGAGGAAGAUCGCCGCGUUAGAAGAAAACUCGACUGGAGAUUUAUGCCGAUCCUGACCUUUUUGUACGGUUUGAACUACGUGGACAAGGCCUCCUUGUCGUGGGCCGUGCUGAUGAACUUCAGAGAGGAUACCCAUCUGGUCGGCAACGACUACUCUUGGGUGUCAUCUAUUUUCUACUUUGGAUACUUGGGAGCUGAAUACCCUGCUAACGUGCUGGUCCACAAAUAUCCAAUUCCUAAGAUCAUCACAGGUGUUUGUAUUUCAUGGGGAAUUCUUAUGUUGGCUCAUCUUGGGGCCAAGAACUACGCAGGAAUUCUGGUUAUCCGAUUCCUGCUUGGAGUCAGCGAGGCUCCCGUUUCUGCAGCCUUGAUGACCUACGUUGGUAACUGGUGGAAGAAGUCUGAACAGCCAAUCCGUUAUCUGUGUUUCAACUCUGGUCAAGGUGGUACUUACAUCAUCUUCAGUUUAGUUGCAUAUGGAUUUGGACACGCGGGUGGUGCCCUUGCUCACUGGAAGUAUAUCUACCUUGUGCUUGGACUGCUUUCUUUUAUCCUUGGUGGUGUUGUUUCCUUCUUCCUUCCUGCUCUGCCUCAGGACGCACACUUCUUGUCCGAUCACGAGAAGACCGUGGCAGCAAAGCGUGUCUCUUCAAACAUGACUGGUAUCAAGACCAUUCAAUGGCAAAACUACCAGAUGUGGCAUGCUAUCAAAGAUCCAAAGACUUACUUCCUGAUCUUGUACAUGUUCUUCUCCAUGAUUCCAAAUGGUGGACUGACCAAUUUCAACACCCUGGUCUUGGAGUCCUUUGACUUUGACAAAUACACCACGCUUCUUGUCAAUCUUCCGUUCUCGGUUUCGUCUGCUGGUCAGAUGUGGGUUUGGGUUUUUGCAGGUCGCUACUUCAAGAACUUAAGAAUUGCUGGUUUAACAAUUCCGAUGGUGAUCGCCAUUAUCGGUAUGGCUAUUGUCUACGGAACUGAAAAUGGAGGUGCCAACAAGUGGGGACGUGUGUUUAGUUACUGGAUGAUCAACUCGUGUUCUGCGUCUUUCCCGUUCGCAAUCAACAUGACAGGACAGCUGGUCAGUGGUCACACUAAACAAUCGUUCACAAACGCUUUGGUUUUGAUCGCAUUUGCAGUUGGAAACAUCGUUGGUCCGUUUGCUUUCCACUCCAGUGACGCUCCUAAGUACACUCAUGCUCUUGCUACCAUCAUGGGUACUUUUGCGGCAUGUAUUGCUAUUGGUUGCGGUCUUGGAGUGUACAUCUUCUUUGAGAAUCGCAGAAGAAACAGACUUUAUGGAAACCCUGAGGAAAACGAAGAACUUCAGAUCGAAGGUGUUCUCGAUGGUCUGAAAGAUAAGACUGAUCUGGAAAACAAGAAUUUCAGAUUUGUCUACUAA
This is a messenger RNA of Ogataea philodendri, 1575 nucleotides long. RefSeq lists its product as uncharacterized. The transcript has a single exon. The record is from RefSeq and is a predicted model, not a curated record. Gene Ontology annotation, biological process: tripeptide transport; dipeptide transport; transmembrane transport. Gene Ontology annotation, molecular function: dipeptide transmembrane transporter activity; allantoate transmembrane transporter activity. NCBI's taxonomy places the organism in Eukaryota, Fungi, Ascomycota, Pichiomycetes, Pichiales, Pichiaceae. Gene Ontology annotation, cellular component: plasma membrane. Bases 1 to 1575 code for a protein of 524 amino acids.